Cordyceps militaris CM01 is the source of this 1410-nucleotide messenger RNA. RefSeq lists its product as uncharacterized. NCBI's taxonomy places the organism in Eukaryota, Fungi, Ascomycota, Sordariomycetes, Hypocreales, Cordycipitaceae. The record is from RefSeq and is a predicted model, not a curated record. The transcript is spliced from 6 exons. The coding region runs from base 1 to 1410 and encodes 469 amino acids.
AUGACAAACAGUCACCCCACGAACUUGCUCGACCUGCCCGUCGACAUCCUCGCGCUGAUCCUCGCGCCGCUGGUCAAGUUUGACGCCCCCAUCGAACUUUGCCCUUGUGGCGACCACGGGGCGCUGAGGGGGCGGCUGGCGCUGGCGCGGACGGUGCUCCUCGCGCACCCCCAUCUGCACGCCGUCGCGUGCCCGAUGCUGUACGGCCUCAACACGUUUACGCUGUCGCUCGUGUCCGGCCGGCACGGGGCGCGGCAGGCCAAGAUGCUGCAGGCGUACUACCACAGCGAUGCGUCGGGGCGGGCGUCGCGGGCCCGUCUGCUCAACGACGAUGCGGUGGACGUGCCGCGGGCGCUGGCGGAGAGGCACCAGAUGGGCAAGCUGCAGCUGUUUGUGACGCCCUCGGCGCGGCGACGCGUACGCCAUUUUGCGCUCGAGGUGGGACGCCACCGUGGAUGGAUCGACGACGCUGUGACGCCGGUGCUCUCGGACAUGAUUCUGGCUGGCAGUCUUGCUUCGCUGAGUAUCACAUUGCUGUAUCGGCUGCCCGACGUCAGGACUAGCAGGAGCGAUUUUGGGACGCAAAACUCGCACGUGUCGACAUUGUUCGCAGGCAGCGAUGCGGCCGUGUUUACCAAGUCGCCGCUGAGGGGCUUCUUUCAGGUGCUGGCGGAUCCGGAUCUCGAGUCAUCACGGCUUUUUUUGACAAGAGGGCACCCAUCCGCUUGGUGCAAGUACCACACAAAGGGGUCAGAGAGUGACGAUCAGGGGAUGGAAUGCCCUCUUAUUGCCGUGGUGGACUGGCAAGCCAUUAUGUCAUGGGGCGAGUGCACUCUUUCCGAGGCACGUACGAUGCUGGUCAUCGGUUUGGGAAAACUCGACCGCAUCUACCGAAUAGUAGCUAGGCACGAGUACGAUUGCAACUUGUCUGACUGGCUUAUCUGUGAAACACGGUCCAUUGCUCGCCUGCGAAUCCCGACCUCAAGGAUGACUGGUGGCAAGAGUAAUACUACAUGGAUCUCAGAGAGCAAGGGGGGGGGCUAUGGCAUUGGCUCUUCAGUCGUCUCCUCAGUCGUCUCCGAGUCAAGUUGCAAUGCAGACAAGACAAAAAAGAAGCUUACCCAAACGGCAAUUGGCGAAGCUGUUUGCAUUGAAAACCUGCUCCCCCCCCCCUCCUCCCCUCCUCCCUCCUCCAAACUGCACGACGUGACAGAGUGCCUUUGCCCAUUCCACACCGCUCCUGUCUGGGGUCGUUUGGACGCACAAAGGGACGAGGGAAUGGGCACGCCAAGAGAUUCCGUCACAUGGGCCAUGGCUCAUCUCGAACAAGCAGGGCGCGCGUCCAAUCUGCGACGCUAUAAAAAAGAGAGAUGCCAGGGGGGGACCUUGUCAUGGUCUGAGAUCCUGUAA